This is a messenger RNA of Ophidiomyces ophidiicola, 1188 nucleotides long. RefSeq lists its product as uncharacterized. The transcript has 4 exons. Gene Ontology annotation, biological process: tubulin complex assembly; post-chaperonin tubulin folding pathway. The record is from RefSeq and is a predicted model, not a curated record. Gene Ontology annotation, molecular function: tubulin binding. Lineage: Eukaryota; Fungi; Ascomycota; Eurotiomycetes; Onygenales; Onygenaceae. The coding region runs from base 1 to 1188 and encodes 395 amino acids. Gene Ontology annotation, cellular component: cytoplasm.
AUGGCAUCGCAGCCGCAGAAGGCCGCCGCUCACGGCUUCUCUGAUUCGCCUUCCAAUACUAGGACAGAACCUUCGCUAAACGACCGCUUUUUUCGAUAUUUCCAACAGGAGAUUAUCGCACUGCAGGGGCAGAUGGGGCGUCUUGCUGAUACCUCCACGGCUGGAGGAGAAAGCAAAGAUGCGAUCGACCACUGUCUCGCUGGAAUUGCGAGGUUGUCGAGUGAAGUGCAAGAUGCAUCUAGCUACCUACCUCCCUAUGACCAACGGGUCUAUGCUGAAGCUAUCAAAGCUCUGCAGGAGAAACUUGCAGAGACGAGGGCAGCUAUCGCUCCUCGACAAAAGUUCUCCUUCAAGACCGCCCGCAAGAAUCGUUCUGCGGUAUCUCUCGCUGACGUGGCUGAGCUUGAUGCUGCGGGCCGUCGGCAUAUUCCCGGUUACCAAUCCGGGGGGUCAUCUGCAGAGUCGUCUGUGACCCCGAAUCCAGUUCAGUCUUCUUUGGGGAGUGAUAACUGCAAAGUUGAAUCAUCUAAUAUUGAUGCCGGCGGCAAAGCAUCUACUCCGUCAGAACCUCGUCGACGGAUAGAGGACGGGCAUUUUAUGCCAAAAGAAGGAAUCAAACCAAUAGUAGUUCAUUCUAAGUCUAAUGCUCUCUAUGUCUUGCCUGCAAUCACAGCUCAACCGACUAUUCCUGCUUCAAUUACCUCCAUACGGAGCUCUCUGGUCGAUAUGACCACAGGGCAGCCAUUUGCUGUGAUUUCUUUGAGAGAUGUCACAUCCAGCUUGAUUCUAUGUGGGGAAAUCAAUGGCGCGGCACAUGUCACAGGAGUAAGAAAUUCUGUGAUUUUAGUAUCUUGUCAUCAGUUCAGAAUGCAUGAUUGCGCCGAUGUUGAUGUGUAUCUUGGCUGUUCGAGCACUCCUAUCAUCGAAGGAUGCAAUGAUAUCCGCUUCACUCACAUGCCAGCGCCCUGUCUUUCAACAGGAAACCAGCUUACCUCCAGAGACGCUUGGGCCCACGUCGACGAUUUUUCCUGGCUAAAAUACGAGCGAAGCCCGAACUGGAGGAUGUUGGAUGAAGCCGAACUCCUACCCGAUAGUGUCUGGUCAAGAAUCUACCACUAUGAAACCAAUUGGCCGCUGGAAAAGAUUUUGAAAAUCUCGCGGCGACUUCCUGACGAUGCUUUGGGAUAG